AUGGGAUGGUUUCUGACCGGCACACUUGUUGGUCCUGCAUUUGGACCAUUUUUGGGCGGUAUCAUCGUAACAUGUUCGUCCUGGAGGACUAUCUUUUGGCUUCAGACAGGACUGGCUGCUGCCGGAGUACUCGGCGUGUACUUUGUUGUAUGCGAAACAGCUCAUCACCUCAAGAUCAACGAUCUGAGAAGCCUCUCGGGCAAGAAAAGGACACUGAAGGUUCUCGGCAUGAUCAGCCCGAUGCGAGUCUUGCGACUAUUCCAAUUCUUCAAUAUUGUACUGGUGGCUUUUGGCAGUGCAUCCUUAACCUGGAACAUGUAUAGCCUCCUAACACCGGUCCGUUAUGUUUUGAAUCCCCGCUUCGAGCUCGACUCGCCGUUGCUGUCGGGUCUGUUUUACCUGGCACCCGGCUUCGGUUACCUGGUAGGGACUUUCGGAGGUGGGCACUGGGCGGACAUGAUGGCCAAGCGAUGGAUCAAGAAACGUGGAGGCGUCCGUAUACCAGAAGAUCGACUUCGAUCCACCCUGCCUUUCAUGGGCGCAAUCAUGCCGGGAAGCAUGCUGGUAUAUGGCUGGAGUGUCGAUAGGGAGGUUGGAGGUAUUCCAGUGCCUGUUAUCGCCAUGUUCGUACAGGGCGUGGCGCAAUUGUUUUGCUUUCCCUCGUACAACACUUACUGUCUCGAUGUCAUGCCUGGCCAUGGGGCAGAGGUGGCUGCAACCAACUUUUUCGCGAGAUACUUGGUUGGCUGCAUCGCUUCAGCUGUAGUUCUACCGGCAGUCGAAGCAGUCGGCAUUGGAUGGUUUUCGACCAUCUCAGCAGCGUAUUUGAUAGGCUCAGCUCUGGCGACCAUGGCUGCAAUUCGAUGGGGGAAAGGCUGGCGAGAGAGAACUCAAGCAAGGCUAGAAGGUCCCAAGGAAGAUGAGAACGAGGUCAAAGCCGAUCAUAAUAUGGAUACAGAUCGAUCCAAAAGUGCUCAAAUAUUGGGGCCAAGCUUUGCGUUUGACAGGAGUGAUCCAGAACAGCAGAGCCGAAACAUAGGCCGUGAGACCUGA
Molecule: messenger RNA, 1053 nt
Organism: Fusarium musae
Lineage: Eukaryota; Fungi; Ascomycota; Sordariomycetes; Hypocreales; Nectriaceae
Exons: 1
Coding region: 1-1053 (350 amino acids)
Biological process (GO): transmembrane transport
Molecular function (GO): transmembrane transporter activity
Source: RefSeq, a predicted model, not a curated record